GGGUGAGGAAAUUAUAUUUCCAGCUUAUAGGGCAUGUGAACUAAAGUAAAUUUGGGGAUCUGUCGGGCAGCAUUGACAUAUAAACGUUGUAAAGCAAUGACGGGCCUUGGCAUGACUGCUUUUGUUGAUGACGCCAGAUCUUCUUUGAGCAAUAAUUUUUACUUUCAGAAAGGUCAGCUUUUAUCAUACGGAUUGUAAAUCAUCAACUAGGAAACAUCUUAAUCUAUGGUUACUGACUGUGGAUCAUUUGCCUCUGAUGAAGAUUCUGAAUUGCAAGAUCAGAAAUAUUAUAGGAUUGACUUUCCAUGAUCUUAAUUUCUUGUAGGUAAUAUGAUCACAGGUAGUCAAGACUUAGAAUCUCGGAGUUGAAGUAGAAAAAGUUCCUCAAGAUGCCACCAACCUGCAGGUUGAGUAUAAAAAGGAACUCGCACAGACAUCGAGAUUGCAUCGCUUUUCAGCAUUCUGAUCAUCAGUGCUUUCGUGUAUUACUUCGCUGAAGCUCCCCGUUUGUGACUAUAAAACCGAUCCAAUGAUAGGGCUGAAAUUGAUUCUCCAUCUGAGCCGAAUUCUUCACUCACAACUGUCAGAGCUACUGAACGAGUGCUGCUAGUGGUCCGGGAUUGGAAUCAGAGAAAAACAAAUCUCGAUUUAUUUUCUCGUCUGUGAAGGGAUAGCUAGAUCGACGAAAGAUCGCAACAAUGGGUAGAAUUGAAAGAGGAUGCGCAAAAAGUUCGAAACGUUACGUGAUGGCAUGCUGGUUCGUUCUUCAUGUGAUCCUAUCUUCAAUCUCAAUGGUGACAGCCGAGCACUCCGUAUGCCUCGCACUGCAGCCUUCACCAGCAUUGACACCAUUCGUCGACAAACUGCCCAUCCCUCCUACCAUAAAUGUCUCCAACGGCACUCGGCUCGUACUGGGAGCUUACAAGAUCACUCAGAAACUACAUCGUGAUCUUCCACCCACAACCCUUUACGCCUACGGAACGAGCCAAGCAUCGGCGAGCUUUCCAGGACCGACUCUGAUGGCCAAAAAAUAUAUCACCACUUCAGUGCGCUGGGAGAAUCACAUCAUCGACACGGAGCAUAUGUUCACCGUGGACAGGAGUAUCCAUUGGGCGGAUCCACCCAACGGAGGAGUGCCCAUGGUGGUACACCUGCACGGAUCCGAGACCCGCAGUGACAGCGACGGGCACCCGGACGCUUGGUUCACUGCGGCUGGAGACGUCGGGCCCACGUUCACCUCGCAGAACUACGUGUACCCGAACGAUCAAGAAGAAGCUCUUCUCUGGUACCAUGACCACACCGUCGGAAUGACUCGCUUGAACUCCGCCGCCGGAAUGGUCGGACUCUAUUUCAUAAAAUCUGUCGUGGAAGAGGCAUUGCUUCUACCAUCUGGACCUUUCGAGAUUCCUCUCGUCAUCCAGGACAGAAACUUCUGGGCCAAUGGGUCCAUCAACUUCCCGGACACCGGUAUUUUCCCUGAACAUCCGAACUGGUGCCCCGAUUAUUACGGCGAUACGAUUUUGGUGAAUGGGAAAGUGUGGCCGUACCUCGAAGUGUACCGAACGAAGUACCGCUUCCGGAUGCUGACUGCAGGAAAUGCCCGCUUCUUCAACUUCAGUCUCAGCGAGCCAAGCCUCAGCUUCGUUCAGAUCGGCACGGACGGCGGGUUCCUCAAUAAACCACUGACCAUGAAGACGUUGUUGAUGGCUCCUGCGUACCGGACUGACAUGAUCAUCGACUUCUCCUCGCUCCCGGUGGGUACGAAAGUGUACAUGAACAACUCUGCUCCCAUUUUCUUCCCCGGAACACCGCCUCCCGGGACAUCGAUUGACAAUUCUCCCGGCCAGAGGCAGGUCAUGGAGUUCAGAGUCGUUGCACCUCCUCCUGGUUAUAAUAUGCCGACAGUUUACGUCCCGAGCAUUUUGGCCCCGACGCCCGACAAGAACUUGAACCCCUACACUGACGUGCAGCGGAAUUUGACUCUGAAUCUAAGUCCACCCGGGACCCCGUUCACCCUUCUCCUGAACAACCAUCGAUUCAUGGACCCGGCGACGGAAUCGCCAAAGCUCUAUACGACGGAGAUCUGGUCUAUCACCAAUUUGAUCGGAACGACGCACCCCAUUCACAUCCAUCUGAUCAACUUCCUCAUGCUGGACAUGCAAACCUUCGACCAGGGGAGACUGAACGCGGGGAAUUGCUCUCUUGCAUUGCAGUUCCCCGACCCUCUGAGCUGCUUCAUUGAGCCGCCACAGCCGCCCAUCGAUGCCCAAGCUGGCUGGAAGGACACAAUCAUCGUGUUUGACCAGAAAGUCACCAGGCUGCUGCUCCGAUGGAAGCCUCGAUAUGGUGUCUUCACGUUCGAUCCCACAACGGAGCCCGGCUACGUGUGGCACUGCCACAUGCUCGACCACGAGGACAAUGAUAUGAUGAGACCUCUCGUCAUGAGAUGGAUUUAGACUCGACCAGAUCUCGUUCUUUUCCCGCUGCCUUCAUAAAAUAAUUUCCUUCGGAACGAGAAUCUGUUCAUGGAUGGAUGUAUGUCAGCAAGCGGUCUGGCCUCUCCUGUGGCGGCUCAAGGAACAGUGAAUAAGCUUCCGAAGAUUUGCUUAUGUGCAUAGUAUUUUGCGUUGCAUAGAAGUCCUCAAGAAAGGACAAACAAUUCUGUUUUCUAGUU
Molecule: messenger RNA, 2674 nt
Organism: Marchantia polymorpha subsp. ruderalis
Lineage: Eukaryota; Viridiplantae; Streptophyta; Marchantiopsida; Marchantiales; Marchantiaceae
Source: the annotation of a GenBank genome assembly